CACAAACUGUGCAACCAAACUAGCUGAAACUUGAAAGCAAGAGAUCAGAAAGAGAGAAACAGAUCGAGUUGAGAUCAGCAGCAGAUAUGGAUACUGCAGGAAAGAGAAUCAGAGUUGUAAUGCUGCCAUGGUUGGCUCAUGGCCACACAUCGCCAUUCCUGGAGCUUUCCAAGAAGCUUGUUAAGAGAAACUUUCACAUUUACUUCUGUUCCACGCCCGUCAACCUCAGUUCCAUCAAGCCAGAACUAUCUGGGAAGUAUUCUCGCUCGAUACAGCUCGUUGAGCUCCAUCUUCCAUCCCUGCCGGAGCUUCCUCCUCAAUACCACACAACCAAAGGUCUCCCGCCCCACCUCAAUGCCACCCUCAAAAGGGCAUUUGACAUGGCUGGCACUCGCUUCUCCAACAUCCUGAAGACCCUCAGCCCUGAUCUGCUUAUCUAUGAUUUUCUUCAGCCUUGGGCCCCGGCAAUAGCUGCCUCCCAGAAUAUCCCGGCUAUCAACUUCUUAAGUACCGGAGCGGCCAUGACUUCUUUUGUGCUCCAUGCUGUGAAGAAACCAGGUGAUGAAUUUCCUUUCCCAGAGAUUCAUCUUGAUGAGUGUAUGACAACAAGAUUCGUCGACUUGCCUGAAGAUCAUUCUCCGAGCUGUGAUGAUCAUCAUCACCACAUUAGUGACAAAGAUCGAGCUCUUAAAUGUUUCGAGCGAUCUUCUGGUUUCGUAAUGAUGAAGACUUUCGAAGAACUCGAGGGGAAGUACAUAAAUUUCCUCUCCCAUUUAAUGCAAAAGAAGAUUGUACCAGUUGGUCCACUCAUUAAAAAUCCCGUCCGUGCAGAUCAUGAGAAAGCCAAAACCCUUGAGUGGCUGGACAAGAGAAAACAAUCUUCAACAGUGUUUGUUUCGUUUGGAACUGAGUAUUUUCUGUCAAAGGAAGAAAUGGAAGAGAUAGCGUAUGGUCUCGAGCUCAGUAACGUGAACUUCAUAUGGGUAGUCAGGUUUCCCGAGGAAGAGAAAGUUAAGCUCGAAGAGGCAUUACCAGAGGGGUUUCUGCAAAGGGUAGGAGAGAAAGGAAUGGUGGUUGAAGGUUGGGCACCUCAAGCAAAGAUACUGAUGCAUCCUAGCAUCGGUGGUUUUGUUAGUCACUGUGGAUGGAGUUCUGUGAUGGAAAGCAUAGAUUUUGGAGUGCCAAUUGUUGCCAUUCCCAUGCAACUUGAUCAACCAGUGAACGCUAAAGUAGUGGAGGAAGCUGGUGUAGGUGUGGAGAUUAAGAGAGACAGAGAUGGGAAGCUUGAGAGAGAAGAGGUUGCAACAGCUAUAAGAGAAGUGGUGAUGGGGAAUAUUGGAGAGAAUGUAAGGAAGAAGGAAAGAGAAAUGAGAGAUAAAAUCAGAAAGAAAGGAGAGGAGAAAAUGGAUGGAGUUGCUCAGGAGCUGGUCCAGUUAUCUGGAAAUGGAAUAAAAAAUGUGUAAAUAGUUAGGUCCAGUACUACUGUUCUUGGUGUAUACUCUAUCAGUAUCAUGAGAAUAAAAACUCGUGCACCAAUGUAUUACAUGAUAAUAUUGGUGCAUAUUGAUGUUUAAUUUACACGCUUUUGUAUGAUAUAAAAAAGCAGUCCCUAAUUUUCC
Molecule: messenger RNA, 1619 nt
Organism: Juglans regia (Persian walnut)
Lineage: Eukaryota; Viridiplantae; Streptophyta; Magnoliopsida; Fagales; Juglandaceae
Product: UDP-glucosyltransferase 29-like
Exons: 1
Coding region: 87-1463 (458 amino acids)
Molecular function (GO): UDP-glycosyltransferase activity
Source: RefSeq, a predicted model, not a curated record